Molecule: messenger RNA, 3224 nt
Organism: Clunio marinus
Lineage: Eukaryota; Metazoa; Arthropoda; Insecta; Diptera; Chironomidae
Source: the annotation of a GenBank genome assembly
GUGAUGAACAUUUACGUUUAUUAUUAUUUUUUGCUUAAUUCAGUUUUAGUGGAUUGUGAUGAACAAAAGUUUUAAACUCAACUUCAUAUUACUUAGUUAGCCGACGAUUUUCGAAGAGUGACAGUCAAUUUUAUCCAGCGUGAAAGAUUGUUUGAUUUUAAAUAAAGAAUGGAAAGUCCAACAUUCUCUAUCGACGCGUGUGCCCAACGGAACAACAAACAUAGAUGACGAGACUUUAGAAUUUUUUCUCCAAUAUAAAAAGUGAAUCAUUAAAAAACUUUAAAAAUUACCAGUUUAACAUUACUGAUAUAUAAACGAUAAACCGAAAAAGUUUGAUUUAGUGUUACUUUGAAGAUUGAACUUGAAUAUUUUUUUUUAUGAUUGGAGCGUGAACCGCUUAUAAACAUAAAUGUUUACAAACGAAUUGAGUUUAACAAUUCAAGUGUUUUUUAAAAGUCAUCUUGAUCAUCGCGACUAAAGUAAAUACACGUUUUGUUAAGUGAAAGACAAUAAAUAAUUAAAAGAUGAUGGUAAAAGUUCUUCUGUUUACAAUUCUUUGUUAUCAAAGUUGCGCGGAAAUAAUUCAAACACAAACAGAUCACAUGUGUGAAUUAAUAUUGGAUACAAAGAUUUUAUUUAUUCCUGCUAAUGAGACGUGGUCAAGCUCCGAAGACCCGUGCGUAGUCUACAAAUGUUUAAAGACAUUUGAAAAUGAAAACAAAAUAGAAAUUGAGAAGAUUGAAUGUAACAUAACAUGCCCUGAAGAUUAUGUUUAUAAAAAUUCAACAAAAGAUUGUUGCGGAAGUUGCUACGCAACAUUUUGCAUGUUGGAUGAUGUGAAACAUAAAAUUGGAAGUAUUUGGAAAAGUGACAAUAAUUGCACAGUUAAUGAAUGUGUAUACAAUAGUGAUGAACCUUAUGUCACAUCUUACAAGAAAUCAUGUCCGAAAAUUAACAGUUGUGAGUUGGAAAGCAUCGAAGUCAAAGAUUGUUGUCCAUAUUGUAAUUCAAUGAAGUCAAUGAGAAAAAAUCUUCCAUUGAUAAACGAAGUUAAGUUAACUAAUCGAGACAAAUACCGACUACACCCAUGUCUAAGAGAAUGUGUCGAAGGUCAAGAACUAACGUGUUAUUAUGAAUUCGUUGUUGAGAAUUUUCAAACGAUGAGUAAAGCUUGUUACAAUUGUCCAUCGAAUAUGACUGAUUGCUAUAAGCCGCAUUGCAUACCAGCUGAUGGGAUGAUGAGAAGUAUAACUGUGGUCAAUCGAAUGAUGCCUGGGCCUAACAUUGAAGUUUGUGUAAACGACACAAUUAUUGUAGAUGUCAAGAAUCAUUUGAUGAGUGAAGGAACUUCAAUUCAUUGGCAUGGCUUACAUCAAAGAAACACUCCAUACAUGGAUGGAGUUCCACAAAUAACUCAAUGUGCUAUUCCAGUUGGUCAAAUCUUUCGUUACACAUUUAGAGCUGACAAUUCUGGAACUCAUUUCUGGCAUUCUCAUCUUGGAAUGCAGAGAGGUGAUGGAGUUUAUGGAGCGAUAAUUGUUAGAAAAGCUGAAGAACUGAAUGAGAAUCUUUACGAUUAUGAUUUGUCUGAUCAUAUUCUUAUAACAAUUGAUUGGACACAUUUACCGGCAACUUCCAUUUUUACAAGUCAUCAUCACAGUGGAGGUUCGAACAAACCACCAAACAUUCUCAUUAAUGGUAGAGGGAAAUAUUUUGGUAAUUUAUCAUUAGCAAUUACAAAUAAUGAUGAAAUGGUUCCUACUACAACUGAAAGUUUUGAAGAAUUCGAAACAACGUUUAAUAUUGAGAAUGUUGAAGAGACAACAACUGAAAGCAUUAAUCAAGAUGAACAUCAAGAAGUUAUUAAUCGUUCUAGUCGAUCUAUUUCAGGUGCUCCAGCUCCUGUGCAACCUCCUGAGAAACUUGGUAAUCCAAGUCAAGAAUCAAUUCUUGUACCAUUUGAAGUGUUUAAUGUUGUUAAAGGAUUUCGUUACCGAUUCCGUCACAUUAACGCUGGUUUUUUAAAUUGUCCAAUACAAUUAUCAAUUGAUAAUCAUACAAUAACUGUGAUAUCAUCAGAUGGAAAUGCUUUGGAACCAGUCGAAGCAACAUUUUUAACAACUUAUGCUGGUGAAAGAUGGGACUUCAUCGUCAAUGCCAACCAAGAAGUUGGAAAUUAUUUUAUAAGGGCACGUGGUGGAAUGGACUGUGAUGAAAGAUUCACAUCAGCUUUCCAAAUGGCUGUUCUACACUACCAAGGAGCUCCUGAAGAAGAUCCAAAGGAAAAGCCAAGUUAUGAUAUGAAACGAGAAGGGCUUGCAUUGAACUCUUUAAACACUGGUUCGGGACAAGAAACAUCAAUAACUGCGGCAGAAUUAAAAUCUUAUGAGAAGAAAGAGAAUAAAAUUUUGAAACCGGAACCAGAUUACAAGUUCUUUAUAUCCUACGACUUCUAUGGUAAAGACAACCCGUUGUUUCAUGUGGAAAAUCUUUACGGCUUUAAUCAAGUUGAAAUUGGUCGCAUUUACACGCCACAGUUAAAUCAUAUCACAAUGCAAAUGCCAGCAAAACCUGCAAUGCUUGCCAAAGGUCUUCUUGAUUCGACAUUUUGUAACGAAUCGUCGUUGUUAUCGCAAGGAAUUAAUUGCAGGGAGGUGUUCUGUCAUUGCACUCAUGUCUUGCAAGUGCCACUUAACGCUGUCGUUGAAAUGAUAUUAGUUGAUGAAGGCUUUACAUAUGAUGCUAAUCACAUGUUUCAUUUGCAUGGGAAUUACUUUAAUGUCAUCGGAAUGGAUCGAUUAGGAACAAACGUGACAAUUCAAGAAGUCAAAGAACUUGACAGAAUGGGAAGACUGAGAAGAAAGUUAAUCGAUUCUCCUCAAAAAGACACAGUGACAGUUCCUGAUGGCGGCUACACAAUUAUAAGAUUCUAUACUGAUAAUCCUGGAAUGUGGUUUCUUCAUUGUCAUAUUGAUUUUCAUGCAGAAGUUGGAAUGGCCAUGAUGUUGAAAAUCGGAGACUACUCUGAAAUGCCUUCACCUCCUAAAAACUUUCCUACAUGUUUCGAUGUUAGCAGUGACGAAGAUCGUGAGAAGCGAAGCAAUUCAAAUUCGUUGAAGUUUUCAAUAUUUCUAUUAUUUAUUCAAGUUUUAUUGUAUUAAGUAAUUUUGUGAUCAGUUAAUAAAUGUUGCGUUUUAUGAUUGUUUAUUACUUACGAAUCCCUU